Molecule: messenger RNA, 10028 nt
Organism: Tupaia belangeri chinensis (Chinese tree shrew)
Lineage: Eukaryota; Metazoa; Chordata; Mammalia; Scandentia; Tupaiidae
Gene: WNK1
Product: WNK lysine deficient protein kinase 1
Biological process (GO): protein phosphorylation
Molecular function (GO): protein serine/threonine kinase activity; ATP binding
Source: RefSeq, a predicted model, not a curated record
AUGAGCCAGGCUAGAGCUGAGGUGUCUGUGGGGGCGGGAGGAGGGUGGCCGGAUGGGCUCCAACGACUCACGAAGACGCUCCCAUCAGCCUUCCAGAAUGGGCGUUUUCGAAAGAGAACUACAAUUCCCGUGAGGCACCAGGCCAAGCGGCCGCAGGGCAUCACGGGAGCCGGAGGAGGGGACCCCCCGCCGGCCAGAAGCGGCAGCAGCGGCGGCGCCAAGGAGCCCCAGGAGGAGCGGAGCCAGCAGCAGGAUGAUAACGAGGAGCUGGAGACCAAGGCCGUGGGCAUGUCCAACGACGGCCGCUUUCUCAAGUUCGACAUCGAGAUCGGCAGGGGCUCCUUUAAGACGGGCUACAAAGGCCUGGACACCGACACCGUGGAAGUGGCCUGGUGCGAGCUGCAGGAUCGAAAGUUAACAAAAUCUGAGAGGCAGAGAUUUAAAGAAGAGGCUGAAAUGCUAAAGGGUCUUCAGCAUCCCAAUAUUGUUCGAUUCUACGAUUCCUGGGAAUCCACAGUAAAAGGAAAGAAGUGCAUUGUUUUGGUGACUGAACUUAUGACAUCCGGAACACUUAAAACGUACCUGAAAAGGUUUAAAGUGAUGAAGAUCAAAGUUCUAAGAAGCUGGUGCCGUCAGAUUCUUAAAGGACUUCAGUUUCUUCAUACUCGAACUCCACCUAUUAUUCACCGGGAUCUUAAAUGUGACAACAUCUUUAUCACUGGCCCUACAGGCUCAGUCAAGAUUGGAGACCUUGGUCUGGCGACUCUGAAGCGGGCGUCUUUUGCCAAGAGUGUGAUAGGUACCCCAGAGUUCAUGGCACCUGAGAUGUAUGAAGAGAAAUAUGAUGAAUCUGUGGAUGUCUAUGCUUUUGGGAUGUGCAUGCUUGAGAUGGCUACAUCUGAAUAUCCAUACUCAGAGUGCCAAAAUGCUGCGCAGAUCUACCGUCGAGUGACGAGCGGAGUAAAGCCAGCCAGUUUUGACAAAGUUGCCAUUCCUGAAGUCAAAGAAAUUAUUGAAGGAUGCAUACGACAAAACAAAGAUGAAAGAUACUCCAUCAAAGACCUUUUGAACCAUGCCUUCUUUCAGGAGGAAACAGGGGUACGGGUAGAAUUAGCAGAAGAAGAUGAUGGAGAAAAGAUAGCUAUUAAAUUAUGGCUACGUAUUGAAGACAUUAAGAAACUAAAGGGAAAAUACAAAGACAAUGAAGCUAUUGAGUUUUCCUUUGACUUGGAGAGAGAUGUGCCAGAAGAUGUUGCUCAAGAAAUGGUUGAGUCUGGGUAUGUCUGUGAAGGUGAUCACAAGACCAUGGCUAAAGCUAUCAAAGAUCGAGUGUCAUUAAUCAAGAGAAAACGGGAGCAGCGACAGUUGGUACGCGAGGAGCAAGAAAAAAGAAAGCAGGAAGAGAGCGGUCUCAAACAGCAGGUGGAACAGCAAUCAAGUGCUUCCCAGACCGGAAUCAAGCAGCUCCCGUCUGCUGGCACCGGCAUCCCCACUGCUUCCACCACUUCAGCUUCAGUCUCUACACAGGUAGAACCUGAAGAACCUGAGGCAGAUCAGCACCAACAACUGCAGUACCAGCAGCCUGGCGCAUCUGUGUUAUCUGAUGGGACAGUUGACAGUGGUCAGGGAUCUUCUGUCUUCACCGAAUCUCGAGUUAGCAGCCAGCAGACAGUUUCAUAUGGUUCCCAACAUGAACCGACACAUUCUACUGGCUCAAUGCCAGGGCACACAGCUUCUGUCGUCCAAGCACAGUCUCAACUCCAUGGGGUAUAUCCACCCUCAAGUGUGCCUCGUCGUGGCCGUAGCAUGUCGGUUUGUGUUCCCAUGUUUCUGCUGCUCCCUCUCUGUCCCGCAUCUUUCCCAGUGCUCUUCCACCCCACCACCAGUGCUGUCUGCACCAUUUUCUCCUUCCCUCCUUCGGACUGCCCUGAGGAAACUUUUGCCGAAAAGCUCUCUAAAGCACUGGAGAGUGUCCUGCCUAUGCACUCUGCCUCCCAGCGCAAGCACCGACGCUCCAGCCUGCCUUCCCUCUUUGUCAGUACUCCUCAGUCCAUGGCGCAUCCGUGUGGGGGGACCCCAACCUACCCAGAAUCACAGAUAUUUUUCCCAACUAUUCAUGAACGUCCAGUUUCUUUUUCACCACCUCCUACCUGUCCACCGAAAAUAGCCAUUUCUCAGCGGCGUAAGAGCACCUCCUUCCUGGAAGCCCAAACUCGCCACUUCCAACCCCAGCUAAGGACUGUUGGCCAAAAUCUUCUUCCACCUGGUGGCAGCCCAUCUAACUGGACACCAGAGGCCGUAGUUAUGUUGGGUCCUUCAGCCAGUAGAGUAACUGGAGAGCCAUGUGAGAUACAGGUCCAUCCUAUGUUUGAACCAACUCAAGUCUACAGUGACUAUAGACCUGGACUAGUACUUCCAGAAGAAGCUCAUUAUCUUAUUCCUCAGGAUGCAGUGUUUCUAGCUGGGGUGCAUUACCAGGCCCAGGUGGCAGAACAGUAUGAGGGCAUCCCAUACAACUCACCAGUACUGUCAAGUCCUAUGAAACAGAUACCUGAACAGAAGCCAGUACAAGGGGGUCCUACCUCAAGUUCUGUCUUUGAAUUUCCAUCUGGACAGGCUUUCCUGGUAGGACACCUUCAGAAUUUAAGAUUAGAUUCUGGAUUGGGUCCAGGAUCUCCCCUUUCUAGUAUUUCUGCACCUCUCAGUACAGAUGCUACAUGUUUGAAAUUUCAUCCUGUCUUUGUUCCUCAUUCUGCACCCGCUGUGUUAACUCAUAGCAAUGAGAGCAGAAGCAACUGUGUAUUUGAAUUUCAUGUUCAAACACCAAGCUCCUCUUCAGGAGAAGGAGGUGGAAUUUUACCUCAGCGUGUGUACCGAAAUCGACAGGUUGCGGUGGACUUAAACCAGGAAGAACUGCCUCCUCAAUCGGUUGGAUUACAUGGCCACCUGCAGCCUGUGACUGAAGAACAGCAUAAUUACCAGGCCCCAGAAUUGACCAUUUCUGUGGUAGAGCCUGUCGGACAGAACUGGCCAAUAGGAAGCCCAGAAUAUUCCAGUGAUUCCUCACAAAUCACUUCUUCAGACCCCAGUGACUUUCAGUCACCUCCCCCUACAGGGGGAGCAGCAGCACCUCUUGGCUCUGAAGUCUCAUUACCCUUUAUCCGACUGCCUCAGACAGUGUUACAAGAAUCCCCACUCUUCUUCUGUUUUCCCCAAGGAACCACAUCUCAGCAGGUCUUAUCUGCCUCAUUUUCUCCAGGAGGAUCUGCACUCCAUCCACAGGCGCAGGGGCAGAGCCAGGGGCAGCCACCCUCAAGCAGUUUAACAGGGGUUCCAUCUUCCCAACCCAUACAGCACCCUCAGCAGCAGCAGGGAAUACAGCAGACAGCCCCUCCGCAACAGACAGUGCAGUAUUCACCUCCCCAGACGUCAGCCUCCAAUGAGGCCCCUGCUGCACAGCCAGUGAGUCAGCCUCAGACGACACAGGUCUUGCCUCCAGUAUCAGCUGGAAAACAGAGUACUCAGGGAGUCUCUCAGGUGGCUCCUACAGAGCCAGUUCCGGUAGCACAGCCUCAGCCUCCCCAGCCUGCUACUUUGGUGUCCUCCAUAGAUAGUGCACAUUCCGAUGUCGCCUCUGGUAUGAGUGAUGGCAAUGAGAAUGUCCCAUCAUCUGGUGGGAGACAUGAAGGAAGAGCUCCAAAGCGGCACUAUCGAAAAUCUGUACGGAGUCGCUCCCGGCAUGAGAAGACGGCACGCCCCAAACUGAGAAUUUUGAAUGUUUCAAAUAAAGGAGACCGGGUAGUGGAAUGUCAGUUAGAAACUCAUAAUCGGAAAAUGGUCACGUUCAAAUUUGACCUAGAUGGUGAUAACCCUGAGGAGAUAGCAACGAUUAUGGUGAACAAUGACUUUAUUCUAGCAAUAGAGAGAGAGUCGUUUGUGGAUCAAGUACGGGAAAUCAUUGAAAAAGCUGAUGAAAUGCUCAGUGAGGAUGUCAGUGUGGAACCCGAGGGUGACCAGGGAUUGGAGAAUCUACAGGGAAAGGAUGACUAUGGCUUUUCAGGCUCUCAAAAAUUGGAAGGAGAGUUUAAACAGCCAAUGCCUGCGUCUUCCAUGCCACAGCAAAUAGGCGUUUCUACCAGUUCUUUAACUCAAGUUGUUCAUUCUGCUGGAAGACGGUUUAUAGUGAGUCCUGUGCCAGAAAGUCGAUUACGAGAAUCGAAACUUUUCACCAGUGAAAUACCAGAUCUGGUUGCUGCCUGUACAUCUCAAGGCCCUGGGAUGAACUUGUCUCACUCUGCUUCAUCCCUUAGUCUACAACAGGCCUUUUCCGAACUUAGACAUGCCCAAAUGACAGAAGGACCCAGUACAGCACCUCCGAACUUCAGUCAGACGGGGCCAGCGUUUCCCGUUGUACCUCCCUUCUUGAGUAGUGUUGCUGGGGCCCCAACCACAGCAUCCGCCAUACCUUCAGUAUCUGUCAGUGCCACAGGCAGUCUUCUGGGUGACGUUGCCACAUCAGCAACUCAUCCUGAGGUGACAGUACCCGCUGAGGCGGGGAUGGCUGGAGUUGUCACUAGCACAGGUGUGAUAACUCCAAGUGGUCUCCCUGUGCCACUUGUGUCUGAGUCGCCAGCACCCUCCAGUGUAGUCUCAGGCACCACUGUACCUGCCGUGGUCCCGGUACCAACAUCGCAGUACACUCAGGCCCCCACGUCUGGAAGCACUGUUUCCAGUACUGGCACCGGUCCUUCCAUAACAACCCCUGCAGUGGGCAGCGCUGCUGCCCCCGACGCUAAGCCUCCAGCUGUGUUACCUCAGCAGACAGCAGGCAGUAGUAGUGCUGGGACAGCCGCCUUAACAGCGGUUCCUACCACCAUUCCCUUCUCCAGUGUAGCUGCCCACCCGUCCCUGCAGCUUAGCAGCAGCACCUCAGCUCCUACUCUAGCUGAAACAGUGGUGGUCAGUGCACACUCUCUAGAUAAAGUGUCUCAUAGCAGUACAGCUGGGCUGGCGCUGUCCCUCUCUGCUCCAUCAUCCUCUUCCCCUGGAAUAGGGCUGUCUAGUUCUGUUUCUCAGCCUGCUGGGGUACAUCCUUUGGUGGUGCCAUCAGCUAUAUCCUCUGCUCCUGUUCCCCAUGCAGCAGGACUGACAUCUACACCUUUACUGCCCCAGGUACCCAGUGUCCCCCCCUUGGUACAGCCUGUUGCCAAUGUGCCUGCUGUGCAGCAGACUCUGGUUCAUAGUCAGCCACAGCCAGCUUUGCUUCCCAGCCAGCCCCAUACUCACUGUCCUGAAAUUGACACCGAUACUCAACCCAAAGCUCCUGGGAUUGAUGACAUAAAGACCCUGGAGGAAAAACUGCGAUCUCUCUUCAGUGAACACAGCUCAUCAGGAGCACAGCAUGCCCCUGUCUCACUGGAGACGUCGUUGGUAGUAGAGACAGCUGUCACACCAGGCGUCCCAACCACUGCUGUUGCACCAAGCAAGCUCAUGACUUCCACUACAAGCACUUGCCUACCGCCUGCAAGCUUGUCCUUGGGAACAGCUGGUUUGCCGGUUAUACCAGUGGGCACACCUGGGCAAACUUCUGCUCCAGUGAGCACCGCAUCAGGAAUGAGACCUGGAACUGCCCCCCAAAAGCCACCGCUAACUAAGGCUCCGGUGCUGCCAAUGGGUACUGAACUUCCGGCUGGCACUCUACCCAGCGAGCAGCUGCCACCUCUCCCAGGACCUUCUCUAACUCAGCCCCAGCAACCUCUAGAAGAUCUUGAUGCUCAGUUAAGAAGAACACUUAGUCCAGAGACUGUCGCUGUGGCAUCAGCCCUUGGUCCUGUGUCCACGGUGUCUCCAGCAGCAGUUACAGAAGCAGGAGCACAGCCUCAGAAGGAUGGCGCAGAAGGCACUGCCCUAGCAGCUAGUUCAGGAGCUGGCGUUGUUAAGAUGGGGCGAUUUCAGGUUUCAGUUGCAAUGGAUGAUGCCCAAAAACAAGGCAGAAAUAAGUCAGAAGAUGCAAAGGCUGUUCGUUUUGAAUCCAGCACUUCUGAAUCCUCGGUGUUAUCAAGCAGUAGCCCAGAGAGCACCCUGGUACAGCCUGAGCCCAGUGGGAUAGCCAUCCGUCGUAUCUCUUUGGACAUGCCAGACAGUGCCCACAAAGCUCCUGCCUCAGAGGCAAAGCCAGACACUGGACAGCCUACCACAGUUGGGUGCAUUCAGGUGACAACUACAGCAAACAAAGUGGGUCGUUUCUCUGUAUCAAGAACUGAGGACAAGAUUGCUGAGGCAAAAAAAGAGGGGCCAGUGGCACCUCCCCCUCUUACGGAUUUGGAGCAAGCUGUUCUUCCUGCUGCAAUACCAAAGAAAGACAAGCCUGAACUGUGUGAGCCUUCCCAUCUGAAUGGGCCAUCUUCUGACUUGGAGGCCGCCUUUCUGAGUAGGGAUAUGGAUGAGGGUUCAGGUAGUCCACACUCCCCGCCUCAGCUGUGUUCAAAGAGUCUUCCUAUCCAGACUCUAAGUCAAAGCCUUAGUAAUUCAUUCAACUCCUCUUACAUGAGUAGUGACAAUGAGUCUGACAUUGAGGAUGAAGACUUAAAGCUAGAGCUGCGAAGACUACGGGAAAAGCAUCUUAAAGAGAUUCAGGACCUGCAGAGUCGCCAGAAGCAUGAAAUCGAGUCUUUGUAUACCAAACUGGGCAAGGUCCCCCCUGCUGUCAUUAUCCCCCCAGCUGCGCCCCUUUCAGGGAGAAGGAGGCGUCCCACUAAAAGCAAAGGAAGCAAAUCCAGUCGUAGCAGUUCCUUGGGGAAUAAAAGCCCCCAGCUUUCAGGUAAUGUGUCUGGUCAGAGUGCAACUUCAGUCUUGCACCCCCAGCAGACCCUCCACCCUCCUGGCAGCAUCCCAGAGACCGGGCAGAACCAGCUGUUACAGCCCCUUAAGCCAUCUCCCUCUAGUGACAACCUCUAUUCAGCCUUUACCAGUGAUGGUGCCAUUUCAGUACCAAGCCUUUCUGCUCCAGGUCAAGGGACCAGCAGCACAAACACCGUCGGGGGGACAGUGAGCAGUCAAGCUGCCCAGGCACAGCCCCCAGCCAUGGCGUCCAGCAGGAAGGGCACGUUCACGGACGACCUGCACAAGCUAGUGGACAACUGGGCCCGGGAUGCCAUGAACCUUUCCGGCAGGAGAGGAAGCAAAGGACACAUGAACUACGAGGGCCCUGGAAUGGCAAGGAAGUUCUCUGCGCCUGGGCAGCUGUGCAUCUCCAUGACCUCGAACCUGGGUGGCUCGGCCCCCAUCUCUGCAGCGUCAGCUACCUCGCUAGGUCACUUCCCCAAGUCCAUGUGCCCUCCACAGCAGUACGGUUUCCCAGCUGCCCCCUUCGGCACGCAGUGGAGUGGGACAGGCGGCCCAGCACCACAGCCACUUAGCCAGUUCCAGCCUGUGGGAACUGCCUCCUUGCAGAAUUUCAACAUCAGCAAUUUGCAGAAAUCCAUCAGCAACCCCCCAGGUUCCAACCUGCGGACCACUUAGACCUAGAGACAUUAACCGAGUAGAUCUGGGGGCAGGCCGAGGGGUGCGGAGGGUGGGAGGGAGUGGGAACUAGCCUGUAUACUAACUCCUAGUGCUGCAUUAACUGGUUAUUUCUUGCCAGAGGGAAUGUUUUUAAUACCGCUUUGAGCCCUCAGAGUGGAGACAGUCUCCAUGUCCCCGUCUGUGUACUGGAGUGGGACAAGAAGGAAAGAGCAGCUUUCUUGUGAAGGGGCAGCUUCAGGCGAUGCUUUUCUGUUCAGCUACACCCAACGGUGAGGGCGAGGGCUAGGAAGAGACCUUGUCAGCAGGACCCACCCGGGCGCUCUGCGGUCGUCGGCCUCGUCUGCGGGCAGUGGGUGGAGCGCCUACUUUGGCAUGUGUCCCGAAUUCCAGCUCCCUCAAGAACCCAAACAACAAGCCACACACAGAACUCCUGGGGUCUCUUACCUGCCCCUCCUCCCCCCCCUUUUUUUGCUCUUUACAACCCAGUGAGAAGUACCAAGGGACUGGGGUUACAGCCCUUCCUUAUGAUAGGUCAUUAGUGCUUUAAGCAAAAGAUAGCAGCCUCGACUGCAGCACUAGCAAUUACGGAAAACACAAAACAGAAGUUCCCUGCGGACAUGUAACUUUGCCAUCAGUUUUGAUGUGGAAACACUGUGAUAUAUAAAUGUUGUUGGACAACAGUAGUUUUAAGAGUAAAAUAUGAAAGAUUUAAAAAAAAAGUUCCCAAAAAAGCUAGCUCUGUCCUUUACUUAUUGAGACACUUUAACUCUUCCUUUGUAUUUCCAUUGUAUUAGAUAAAUAAAUGUGAAUGUAAAAUUGUACAAAUUACUGUACUUGAAUACUUCUGUUCUCCCAGUAUUGCUUGCUGGAUAUUUUAGUGCCUUGGACUUGGAUCGCUUCUGCCGUCAGCAUCUACUUUUCCAGACCCCAGAUCUACAGUGGGCAUGUGGAAGGCGUUCUAGGUUGCUGUGACCCCAGCAGUGGAGAUGCCAAAAGGAAGUUGGAAGAGUGUUUUUCAAGCCAUUCAGUAAUUCUGUCUGGAGCAGGUGUAAGACGAGUAGGGUGAGACGUUAAGUUGACAUCAGUGGCUGUGAGCAGGAAGUUCUGUUUCAGGAAUAGUGGGGAGGGAGAUGACAAAACUGAGCACGUGGGAAAGCUCAGGGGCGGGAGGGGAGCCGAGUGGAAGGAAGACUACGGAGGGGGGACGAACUGCGCGCUGCCGGGCCAGUAACCCUCACGAGCCUCCCUUAUUUGAGCUGGGUUUGAACAGAAGAAAUGGAACCCAGAGAAGGGGGCGGGGCUAGGUUUUGAGUUGGGAAACGUGAUGGUGACUCAGGGAGUUGCUCUAAGAAACCCGUUGGGCUUGCGUUCCUCUCGCGGCACGCGCUCUGCGUUUCUCAGCUUGGGGUACUGCGUAGUGCGGAAAGAAGAAACAUCAAAUCAGUGAGCGCCGUGGGAGAAGGCUUCUCCCACCCGUUUCCUGAUGCCCACAUGGUUGCAGAAUCUGAACUGUUGUGCCACCUUUGUUUCUAGAAUUACAGCUCAUUUUCUGUUUUCACAUAGGAUUUUCUUUAAAUAGUAACUGCAACCAGCCAGUAUUACUUAGUGCUAUGCCCCCAACAGCACUUCUGUUAUUUUCAGAGCUUUUCUAAAAUACUGUCUCAAAUAGCGACGGUGGAGAUCUCUAUUAUCUCAGAAGCUAGGCCUCUCAAUUUCGGGGUGCUUCUCUUGACUCUUGGUUGGGAAGUUGACGUUAUUUCCAACCUGUUACCCGCCUUCCCGGCACACCCAGGAAUCCCCAACACAGGAAGAACAUGGCUCCCCGGCCCCUGUCCCUUCCUUUGCGGCCCGUCUUAGCAAAUUGGCCCAGGCCCCCAGAGACGCGCAGGGAGCUGAAGGUUCUAGGAAGGUGGAAGUGAAAAGGGCGGGGCCCAGCCCUGCCUCCUCACUGCUGCUUGCUCUGCUGAGGCUCUGCUGGGGAGGGUUUAAGAACAGGGGUGGAACCGAGGCCGAGGGGGAAGUGGGCCACCUGGGACGACAGCGCUGCAGCCAAGCCGAGCCAGGGGCAGGCGCAGCACGUUACUGCUAUUUUGGUUUAAUUCUUUUGAGACCCUUUCAUCCAUACAGAAAAAGGUUUUAUUUACUGUUGAUUUUGUUUCCUUCCUGUGGAUGAAAUAACUGAAGCCUAGAGGAAUGGACUAGUGCUACUGAACUGUUUAAAUUAUUUUCGUGUUAAUAGUACACUUUGAGUAUCUUUUUCCACAUUAAAAAUUUUUUCUGAAUUAUAAAUGUUUUCCUUACAUUAUUAAAAAAUGUACACUGUUUGAAAAUUUAAAAAAAAAAACUGAAUUCAAUCCUUGGGGAUGUCUCAGCCGUUAACUGUACAUUUUGCACUAACUCUGGGUGUCGCGCUUCUUGUAAGAUUGCGCUCUGUGCUUCAGUUUGUUACCUUUGUAGAUUUAUUUAAUGAAACCAUUCAAAUAAACCAGACUUGCUUUUGUUGA